UGGUCUGUACCAGUAUGAUAUUUAUAACGCCAAUUGCUGCCUUUGUGAACAGUCGGCUCAGGUUGCAUUGCACUAGCAAUAAUAAUUUCAGCAUGCUCAGUUGGAAAAAAACACCAGUUUUUCUGAUUGUCCCAUUCAGUUUAAAUACAGUGACAUAUCUGAUCCUCAUUAGUGGGCUUCAAGGUGAGAUUAUUAUAUUUAUAUUAUUUUAUAUUAUUUAAAAAAAUGUUGCAUUAACAGUAAACUCUCCUUUAUAUAUAUAUACUCUCAUAUAUUUAAUAUGUAAAUUAUGAGGAUGAUUAAGAUCUGGCUACUUGUCUGCAUCAGUAACUGCACCAUAAAAUAACUAUUAAAAUGUAAAUAUCUACUCUGAGAGGAUGAACACUACCAGUCGCUCGGUUCUGAGAUUUAUCAAGUGUCCUGCAUUUUUUUUCCCAUCUUUAUGAUUUGGUGCAGGCUCAGUGGUCCCUCUGCCUGCUCCUGCUUCUGCUCCAUCUCCUGCUCCUGCCCCUGCUCCUCCUUCAGUAGUGUACAGCGGGACACUCUGCAGUUCGCUUAUCCCGUUCCCUCCCGUCGCCUUUUACGCGCACGACGUCUGCAGCCACAGUGAUUCAGUGGAGCCCGUCUCCUCCGCACGCUCCCAGCUUUUGGAUGAAGACUCUUUCAACAACACUGUUUCGAUGGCGAAACAAAGCCGGUUCCGCUGUCUGUUCUCAUUUUAAAGGACGACAUAUUUUUCCUUCUCUGAUCUUAUUUCUUUUUCCGCACACGACUCGUUUUUUUUAACACAAUGUGGGACGCGCGUUCUCUGCGCAGCGCCCGGGGAGUGCUCCCUUCUCCAGCCGUGGCCGCUUGACUGAACCGGGUAUCCCGGCUCGUUUUUCCAUCCGCUGCUCCCCGAGGAACAAGAGGAGUUUGCAUGCAAACGGUGGUUUAUCUCGACAAGCCAUGGAGGGACUUGUAUAAAGAGGACCCGACAUAACUCAACAUUUUUGGCCUUUUGUUUUUGCCAUUUUUUAUUUUCGUCUCAUCACAAUAUCACCCCAAGACACGUCUCCCCGUCCGUCAGCAUGGCUGAGAAGCUGGAACCAGAAGGGCUCAAGCCCCCCAACAUCAAAAGUGCUCCAUCACUGCCCCCGGAGCCCAUAGACAUCAUUCGCACCAAAGCACGCUCUCGUAGGGUCCGUCUUAACGUUGGCGGUCUGAACCACGAGGUGCUGUGGAGGACCCUGGAUCGUCUGCCCAGGACCCGUCUGGGCAAGCUUCGAGACUGCAACACCCACGAAUCCCUGAUGGAAGUGUGUGACGACUACAGUUUGAACGAAAACGAGUACUUCUUUGACCGGCACCCCGGUGCUUUCACUUCUAUUCUGAACUUCUACCGCACCGGUAAGUUACACAUGAUGGAGGAGAUGUGCGCCCUUUCCUUUGGCCAGGAGCUGGACUACUGGGGGAUUGAUGAGAUCUACCUGGAGUCCUGCUGCCAGGCACGUUACCACCAGAAGAAGGAGCAGAUGAAUGAAGAGCUACGGAGGGAGGCAGAGACGAUGAGGGACCGGGAAGGAGAGGGAGAGUUUGAUAACACCUGCUGCCCAGACAAACGGAAGAAGCUGUGGGAUCUCCUGGAGAAGCCCAGCUCCUCUGUGGCUGCCAAGAUUCUCGCCAUCAUCUCAAUCCUCUUCAUCGUCCUCUCCACCAUCGCUCUGUCUCUCAACACUUUACCAGAGCUCCAAGUCAUAGACGAGUUCGGCCAGGUCAAUGACAACCCGAAGCUCGCCCACGUGGAGGCCGUGUGUAUUGCCUGGUUCACCAUGGAGUACGUCCUGCGAUUCCUCUCCUCUCCUAAUAAGUGGAAGUUCUUCAAAGGCCCGCUGAAUGUCAUCGACCUGCUGGCUAUCCUUCCUUACUACGUCACCAUCUUCCUGACGGAGUCCAACAAGAGUGUGCUGCAAUUUCAGAACGUGCGCCGAGUGGUGCAGAUCUUCAGGAUCAUGAGAAUAUUGAGGAUUCUGAAGUUAGCCAGGCACUCAACAGGCCUCCAGUCUCUAGGGUUUACCCUGAGGAGGAGCUACAACGAACUGGGACUUCUUAUUCUCUUUCUUGCCAUGGGCAUUAUGAUAUUUUCCAGCUUAGUUUUCUUUGCUGAAAAGGACGAAGAUGCUACCAAAUUCACCAGUAUCCCUGCUUCUUUCUGGUGGGCAACCAUAACCAUGACCACAGUUGGCUAUGGGGACAUUUACCCACAGACUUUACUUGGAAAGAUUGUGGGGGGGCUGUGUUGUAUUGCAGGAGUGCUGGUAAUUGCUUUGCCCAUCCCUAUUAUUGUGAACAAUUUCUCUGAGUUCUAUAAAGAGCAGAAGAGGCAGGAGAAAGCCAUCAAGAGGAGGGAGGCGUUGGAGAGAGCGAAGAGGAACGGCAGCAUAGUGUCAAUGAACCUCAAGGAUGCCUUUGCUCGCAGUAUGGAGCUGAUGGACGUGGUGGUGGAGAAAGGAGAUGACAAACACAACCUUGAUAACCACCUGUCACCAAACCGCUGGAGUGGCUCAACCAGGCACGCAACCUCUGAACUCAAUCUCAAAUCCCCUGACAAAAGAAACCCAGAGUCCCUGCCCCAAGGUUCUCCUCAACGUAUAACCAUCACCACAACUGGAAGUCCACAGAGGAUGAGCAGAACCCCGCAGCACCUAAAUGUCCGGAAACUGGAGGAGAUGUACAACCAAAUGACCAAGUCACAGUCCUUCACUAACCUGAACACUACGAGCUCCAUGAGCACCCUGAGCACAACCAUGACAGCCCCUGGCUCCCCAAAGAAGUCUCACAAUCCUGAAUACACGUUAAACGAGGAGGUAGAGCUGGAAAUGAAGGAAGUUAAAUUGUCCUCACCACACAAGUUUGCCAGUUCCUCAGCAGGUCUUACAAAACAGGGCUACAACUCAGGUGAGGAACAUGCAGGUCCAUGUCAGAUAAGACACCCCAGGGCACCACCAUUUUUCAGCAACAAUAACUCGAGGUCUCCUCGCAUCAAACAAAAGAAUGGCCUCUACGAAUCUGUCAACACAGGUGAUGAAGCGGAGCUCCAUGUAGACGAAGGGGAGAGCUUCAUCAGUGCUGUGGAGAACAUUCAGAGUUCUCCAAGAGGGAAUAACCCACUCAAAAUAAAGGGGUUGAAGGUCAACUAUUCCAGAACCUCUGCUGAAGGCCCGCUAACACCGCCAAGCACUACCUCUCAUGGAGACAUCAGCUCCAGCAUUUUGGAGGAGUCGCCAGAGGGAGAGAUGUCUUCGCUCAUUGCCAGCUCAGAAGAGCUCCUCCCCAUCUCAAAAGAGGAAACCUGCCCCUUGUCCCCUAAAAGGCUGGUGGUGGACACUCCACCUGGAGAUGAAGAUCCAUCUGGGGAGAACCACGAGGAGAAACAUCUGAUGGACAUGGCUGGAGCCGCAGGUGCACCACUGUCACCCAAAACAGCAGCACAAAAUUGCAACCAAGGAGUAGCUGAAGCCGGAGAGGAAGUGAAAUCUGACAGCAACCAAAGUGGACACAAAGCAGAGAACCACAUGUUUACAUCCGACAUCCACCUGAUGCCCGGGGAGGGCAGCCUAUCUCCCACCUGUGAAACCAGCAUGUGACAAUAGGGGAAGCCAUUAGGGACAAGAGACCCACUCAAACCUCAACCCAGUGUGCGGGACAGCAGCUCAAAGGUGCAGUGAAAGAUAUUUUUGCAUGGCAUGACAAGACCCUUUUACUUGUGUUCUUGUGUACUGCGGAAAAAGGAAAAGGCACAAUUUUUGUGCAAAUGCAAGAGAGACUCUGAAACUAGCAGUGGACUCUACAAAAAACAGAAGGAAUUUAUCAUCUACUGCAGACAUGGUGGUCCUCACAGUGUACAUACUGACAGUCUCCUUUUUUAGAUUAAAAGGAGAAAUGCACAGAGGGACUUAUCUGUAAAAAGCAUGCAUUUAAAAAAAAGACAAGAUAUUUUACGGUGCUUAGUUUACUGAAAGCGCUCCCCUGUAAAUACUAAGACAACUAUGGCAAUGACAAUGCACAGGACGGUAAAGGAAACCUAAUACUGAAGGUACAACUAUUUGCAAUGUGAAAAAAGGGAAGAGAGGAGGGGUUGAACAGAGAGCCCUCAUAACGACGUUGCAUCGUAGCGACUUAUAAGAAAAAACAUAUCAUUACCUUUUGUGGAAAUGCAAAGUGUUCCCAUGAUGACCCUAUAAUGUUAUUUUUUUCUUUUUUGUGUGAAACUGCUAUAUGAAAUCUGUAAUGUUGACAUUAUUGCUUUUACAUUUUUUGUUGUUGUUGAAUUACUUGAUGAGUUGUUGAAGUUUCAGAUAUAUAUCAAUGGAGAAAGGUGGCUGUUUUGAACACACGCAGCCCUGUUUUUAAUGUGAUAGUGUCGUCAGUAAGACAAAAAUACAAACUUUGUUUAUUAUUAGCCUGUCCUACAAACACAACUCUUGAUCAACAUACUAGCUUAACAGAAAAGGCUAACUGUUUGGCCAUGAUUUUGUCUUGGAAGAUACUUAAAAUAUCAUUACAGAUGCUACGCAACAUGAAGUAGUUUGUUGUGAGACACUUGCCUAUAGUCAAAGCUAGUGUUUUUUAAUAGCCCGGUCAGAUGCCUGUAAUAUUAUUCUGACUUCACCGGUAUUGAAGUAAUCGCAGUAACCAGUGUUAGUAACAGUCUAGAAUCUCCUACUUUGUUCUAAAUGCUGAGUAACACAUUUUAAUGUAUUGACAAAAAAGGGUUUUGGGGGGUCCUGGCCUAAAGUUGGUUAUAUUUAGAGGCACAGGUGCUGUCUGUAUAAACACCUAAUGAUCUUCUUCACAAUAUAUGGGUUAGUAAUAGACUGUGGUGUCUCAUUAGAAAACCUCAUGUUGCAAGGCAUUUGUAAGAAUGUUUUGUGCGAGCUUGGCAGUGCAACAGUAAACAAAUACGAACCUAAGUAGGUAGGACAACUAGGCCUGUCUUGGACCAAACCUUGACUUUCUUUCUACUGAAAGAUAUUUUUGUCAUAUUAAACAAGAGCUCAGUGUGUUAAAAACUGCCACAUUCUUCAAAUUAUAAACAUGGGUGAAUGCAAAAACAUGCAUUUCCCAAAAAAAGGGUGUGACCAGCGAGGACAGGAAGUAUCAGAACACUAGAAAUAUUUAUUAUCUAUUUCAGAAGUUAAAUCACGGUUCAACAUGUUUCCCUCCCUGUUGAGCCUUUUUAUUCUACUCAGCAGAACAGAAGUAAACCUUAUCUACUCACUCCAACAGCGAAUAUAUACCUACUAUACGUUUUAUAAAUACCACGUAGAUUAAGUAGCUCUAGAAUGGGAAUAUGCUUUAGGUUUACAAGACUUGGUACACAAGUUCACACAAUUUAAGAAUUCAGCACAGUAGAACAAACCGUGAAAACACGUACAAAAUACGCUUUACACUACAAGUAGCUGCGUUGGUAACUCCAAAGGACAAAACUACCACAACAAUACAACAUUUCUUGUGAUGUCAACGGACCAAAUCAAGCACACUGACAAGAGUUUAUCUAUUUUAGUGUAAUUACAUAUACACUAAUAUCAGUAUACAGUACCAACAGUGUUUACCAUCAGUAAACAAUGAAAGCAGUGAUGUUUCUUUUUCUUAUGGUUUCUAUACCUGCAUUGUGUUCAUUGUCAAACAAAUAUAUAUAUAUAUAUUUAUAUAUAUAUAUAUAAAACCCUCAGCCCCCUGUUGUCAUUGGAUUCAUACUACUGCAAUUUUAUCCUGCUGACUGAAGUUUAAGGCGUUUAUUAUUUUAGUAAUUUAUUGUGUUUUCUUGAUUUUUUUACAAACCUUUUUUUCAGUAACAUCAAAGCCAAACAGUUUUUUGGCUCAUCACUUAUUAAGCUUUCGUUUCUCUCUCUGACUGAACAAUGAUUUGUUUUACGUUGUCUUCAACUUCUGUUCGGUUUCUGGAAGCUGUUUUCUUUGUUUCUCGUUUCAGCAUGACACCUGGAGUAAAUAUGUAGUUUUUCUGCCAAAGCUCCACGACCCUGAACGGUACUGACAAGACACUUUUCUUUUCUUUUCUUUUUUUUCUUAAUACUAUUAUUAUUACAAUUGUCUUUUUUUUCUCACAGAGAGGUGUGGAAUGUGCAAUACCGCAUACUGCAAUCUAUGCAGGCCAAGAAUUGUGGCACUUUAUUUUAUGUCUAUGGGAAUUUGUAAGUGUACAGGCAGAAAUUACUUGUAUUUUUCAAAUGUUAUAUCUGUAAUAUAAGACAAAACAGUAUUACAACCACCGGAAUCUAAGAAAGAAAUUCAAUUGAUAUUUAUUCUUUUUGGUUUUUUUUUCUGAUUCAUUUUGCUGGCAUCAUGUACCUGAAUGCCACAUAUAUCUGGAUUUCAAAUUUGAUUAUCUGUGGAAGUAGGAAUCCAAAUUGACCACUUUGGGCCUUUUUUUAUUGCGGUUAGAUAUACACAUAGGUCUAACACAUAUCGGUGAUGCAGAUAAUCUAACUUCAAUGGCCACACACAAUGGAGUUUAUGUUUUUUGUGACUUAAUGUUGAGAAUGAUUCUAUUUUUUCUAAACCAAAAUAGAGCACGACCACAAUUUCCUGCCAUACGGUGGUUGAAAUGAAGCGUGCCUUUUCAUAACGAUGCUGUUUAUGAAAAGGUAGCGAGUCAUUUUGCUUUGUUCAUAUAGCACUGUACAGAAAAUUCUAAUUUUAUAGGAGAAAUCAGGUCUUUAUGUAAUAGAUACAAAUAAUGUUGUUGAGUUCUCAGGUUUUCUAUAACUCUCUGAUGUUCUGAUUGGAUAGAUUUGUUGUUUUCCUUUUUUCUUUAACAGCUAAUGUCAACCAGUAACUUCUGUACUUUUUGAACGGUGAUGUUGUCAAAUUUAUGUCCAUUGUCUUGGCUCCCGGAUUCAGGAGAGGCAAUAUUUCUCCCUCCUCCUGGGCAAUCUGUGUACCACAUCCAGUAUCCAUGGCCAUCAGUCAUCAGUGAGGCAGGAAGGGGCACAAGUGAAGGGUGGGUUCAAAACCCAGAAACAAAAACUCCAUUUCCAGAAAAGUAAGUUCACUGAUUAAUAACAACUACAAGUUAGCUUUAUAUUGUACUUGAAUUUUGAUGAUCAUACAAAAUUGUGUGAGAAUUUUUUGAAAGGGGACAGAUCUGGACAGAGGUUUGGUCUCUAAAUGUCUUUGAAGCCAUAUUUUUGUAAAGCGUUGCAGAAGUGUUGUGCAUCGUUUUAAAUGUGUAAAAAUGCAUUCAAAAUGUUUAGCUAAAAUCCCCAAAUGUUAAUUUUGACAGGCCCAAUGUAUGUGUAUGUAGGUAUAUAUGUAUGUAUUCUGUAAAUAUACACAUUUAUAUACAUAUAUUUAACUGAUAAAGCUUUGUUAGCUACGUAUGACAGAAAAAUUCAGUGAACAGCAGCAACUGUCUGGAAAUGGAGUUUGUUGACAGUGGGAGAUUGGUGAAUGAAACUAAAUUGACCCAGACAGUUAGAGAUCCCAACUGUCACUUAACUCAUCCAUCCGAUUAUUUCUAUACUGACAAUUCUGUGCUCCAGUUCCUGCCGCUUCUGACACUCUGACCCCCAUAGCAUGCCCCCGGGCACGGUGAUAAGCCGGGAAGAUAUAAAGAAACACUGUGAGAAGAAAAAUAGUCCCAAACGAUCAUUUCACAUCUGUUACGGUGCACUUUUGCUUGAGUCUGUGUUUUCUGCUGUCUGCCCAGGCCCACAUCAUUGGAGUCAGUAACGGGAGAAUCCUCUGAGAGUUCAUUGAGUGGUCUUUGUAACAUGAUGGAUCCCUCUAUUGUACACUGCAAAGCAUAAUGAUGCAGGGUCACUACUUGUCUGUACCUAUGCAUUCAUUUCUGUUCUCUCAUCUAUUGUUUGUAUCUGUCAUGUCUCCAUGUUGCCCUUGAUUAAUCCUUCAUUUUGACAGCUCGGCGAGAGAAACUCGGGAUUUUGAUUGAUGGGCUACAUCCUCUUGGGAUGACGUUUGUGUGCAUCCUGCAAUUAAUCCAGUGAGCUGACAGUGAAAGAACCGUGCGCCGUCUUAUUCUCUCACAAUGACAUUAUCACCUGUGAUACUGUGCAAACACUGAGUGGAAAAGUUGUGUAUUUAUUUUCUCUGAGAGAAUUGGUAUUUUCCGUGUCACUUGUGUGCUUAUGAAUCCUUGCUCCCUGAAGUAACACAUGAAGCUGUAUUUUUCCUUUCUUUGUGUCUCUGUGUAUUCUGCUUCUUACAUUUUUGAGUUGUUUGAGUUUCUCUGUUCAGCGUCAGAGAACAUUAUCAUGAGACACACUCUGAGCUACAGACUGUUUCUGUACAAAGCGACAUCUUCGUAUGCAUGUAGUUGUCUGAACAAUUAUGUGACCACAGAACACUUUGUUAUGGUACAUGUAUGUCGACAUUUCUGCAUUGUUCCCCAUUACAUCUACUAGCAUAUGCAGAAUAACAAAUAAAUGUGUAUAUAACUUAUGUCAUGUGUGUGAGCUUGUGGUUUGUGCUCUCUGCUCCACAAACAAUCUCAUUACUUGAGCAUGGCUACUUUUUUCCAACAUUAGAUUAGAUCAUUACAUACACGCUUAUUAAUCAUCUCUACAUAGCAUUAAUUAAACAUGAUGCUGCAUUUGCUGCAAGGGAGUAUGAGAUGUACAGUCAUAGUUGAAAGUGCAGACAUUGCAGCAAUCUGGCAUGAGUGGAUGAUAAAUGAUUUAUCAGUUGAGGGAAAUGUAUCCCAUUCCAUUAGAUGCAAUUAAUGGAUCUCCACUUUUCUCUUGUGAACCGCCACCAAAAGUGAUCCAUAAUAUAAACAAAGUACUCUCACAAAGAGAAGACGUAACAUGUAAAGUAUU
Cynoglossus semilaevis (tongue sole) is the source of this 8840-nucleotide messenger RNA. It is a transcript of the gene kcnb2b, whose product is annotated as potassium voltage-gated channel subfamily B member 2b. The record is from RefSeq and is a predicted model, not a curated record. Gene Ontology annotation, cellular component: neuronal cell body; voltage-gated potassium channel complex; membrane. Bases 1071 to 3626 code for a protein of 851 amino acids. Gene Ontology annotation, biological process: protein homooligomerization; action potential; potassium ion transmembrane transport. The transcript has 3 exons. Gene Ontology annotation, molecular function: protein binding; delayed rectifier potassium channel activity. NCBI's taxonomy places the organism in Eukaryota, Metazoa, Chordata, Actinopteri, Pleuronectiformes, Cynoglossidae.